This is a messenger RNA of Centruroides sculpturatus (bark scorpion), 1239 nucleotides long. Its product is annotated as WAP four-disulfide core domain protein 1-like. The coding region runs from base 16 to 699 and encodes 227 amino acids. The transcript has 7 exons. The record is from RefSeq and is a predicted model, not a curated record. Lineage: Eukaryota; Metazoa; Arthropoda; Arachnida; Scorpiones; Buthidae. Gene Ontology annotation, biological process: regulation of cell growth.
GUUGAUUGCUAAGGCAUGAAGGCUCUACUUAUAUGUUUUCUCGUUCUUUACUUACAAUUAUAUGGCUGCAAUUGUGAAGAAAAAGGAAAUAAUUUCCGCCCUGAAAGUCUGGAACAGUUGCAGCAUUUCCUCACCAAACUCGUGUCCAGCAACGACACCGAUCAACAGAAAUGCCCAGCACCGACCUGGCCUAUAGAAAAAGACAAAUGCUCAGCACGACCUUGUCGCUUCCACGCGGAUUGCGACAAUUUACUCUGCUGUUACAACGGCUGCGUUUUCACCUGCACUCAACAGAUGGCGCCUGCUGCCGUUAUCGAUUGGUUACAAGAAGCUGAUAUGAAUUCAGUUGCUUUACCAGAUGUAGUUGAACGUUCGUGUAGCGGUUCCUCUACUUUGGCACCUACUGAAACAACAGGAUGUCCAUCAGGAUAUACUUGUCGCAUCAAAGAACCCGGUGAUCCUGUCAGAGGGAUUCCAAGUUCUGGCACUUGUAUUCCAAAUACAUUACAAGAAGGUAGAUUUUCAGUAGAUGAAAGUGAUUUAUUCAAGGAAAAAGUAGGAAAAGAUACCGUUUAUCUUCCAGGAGGCUGUUUACUGACUGCGCAACAAUAUGAACACAUGCAACAAUUUAUGCUCAAAAGUUAUGUUGUGGACUGCUUCUGUAUCAAAGGUUCAGUGGAAUGCCAAGUUAUGCUAUGACGUUGAAGAAACUUAUAUUGGCAGGCACAGCAUUUAAGAAAUGUGGAAUCUCAUCCCAUCAAUAAUACCUCAGAGAAAUUAAUUUAAUUGUCUCAUUAAAUCCAUAAAUAUGUGAUUACUUGAAAGUUCAAUGUUAGAAUAUGUAUCUGAUAAACAGUGCCAGAUAAAAGUGAGGCAAGUUUUGUGAAUGCCGCCGCCCAUUGUAAUGAAAUGAACAAUGGAAAUGAAACUUUAUACUGUUUAAUCUUUCCAAUUUACAACAACUCUUGUGCCUUUGCAGUCACGCACAUUUUUGUCACAAUAAAAAUUAGAAAAAAUGCCACUUUGCUGCAUCGUACCACCAUCCAACCCUGACAAUAGGGAUUCCCAAUUAUAACAUUUUCCAGAUUUUUAAUGGGUAAGAAUCAAGAAUCUUCAAUGUUGCAUCUUUUAUGCUUUGUGGAUUAAAUAAGAAGCCAGGAGAAUAUAUAAAUAAUUACUUUACAAGCUUUUAUAUUUAUUUUAUUCAUCAUUAGCCCUACAUCAAUAUCGAAUUCUUAG